Messenger RNA from Bufo gargarizans (Asiatic toad), 1578 nucleotides. Its product is annotated as cytochrome P450 2A4-like. Gene Ontology annotation, biological process: xenobiotic metabolic process. Lineage: Eukaryota; Metazoa; Chordata; Amphibia; Anura; Bufonidae. Bases 54 to 1538 code for a protein of 494 amino acids. Gene Ontology annotation, molecular function: iron ion binding; oxidoreductase activity, acting on paired donors, with incorporation or reduction of molecular oxygen, reduced flavin or flavoprotein as one donor, and incorporation of one atom of oxygen; heme binding. The transcript is spliced from 9 exons. The record is from RefSeq and is a predicted model, not a curated record. Gene Ontology annotation, cellular component: intracellular membrane-bounded organelle; cytoplasm.
UUCCCUGAGCAGAGAUUUCACCUGGGGAAACAAGACAAGAAUCCGCAGUCAGGAUGUAUUUCUCAGAGGAUGUUACUCUCCUUCUUACAGUGGUGGUGGCUUGUCUAAUCUUAUUCAUCAGCUUUAAACAUUUCUGGAGAAAAGGGAAUUUGCCACCUGGACCUACUCCCCUGCCAAUAUUGGGCAACUGCCUACAGCUCAUUAAAGGGGACAUAGUGAAAUCUCUACUGAAACUGAGUGAGAAAUAUGGAGAGGUGUUCACCAUUUACUUGGGUUCCCGACCAGUCAUAGUGGUCACUGGAUACAAAUCGGUAAAAGAGGUUUACGUUGACAGAGGAGAAGAUUUCUUAGGUCGAGGUGAUAUUUCUUCCUUUGAUUUUAUCUACAAAAACUACGGGAUUGCUUUCACAAGUAACAUGGACAGAUGGAGGGAGCUUCGUAAAUUUUCACUCUCCACAUUGCGGGAAUUGGGCAUGGGAAGAAGAAACACAGAGGAACGGAUUCAAGAAGAGGCUGCCUGUCUAGUGACGGAACUUAAGAAAACAGAAUCCUUGGUGGAACCUCGAUUGUACAUCAGUAAAGCUACCUGCAAUGUUAUUUUCUCCAUCAUGUUUGGAAAUCGUUGUGAUUACGAGGAUGCAGAACUCCUGAAUGUUAUUUCCUUGAUGCAUAAAACAUUCUCCAUUGCCAGCUCAACUUGGGGCCAGCUGUAUGAAAUGUUUCCGUGGAUCAUGUUGUUUAUCCCUGGGAAACACCAGAAGGUCUUCAUCUAUCUCAAAAAACUUCUUAAGUUUGUGGAAAAAAUUGUUGAAAUAAACAAGAAAUCUUUGAAUAGGAAUAACCCCAGGGAUUAUGUUGAUGCUUUUCUCAUCAAAAUGGAAAAGGAAAAUACUAAUCCCAAAAGUGAAUUCCACCUCACCAACUUAGUGAACAGUGCUUUGCAGAUUUUCUUUGCUGGGGUCGAGACCAUCAGCACAACCCUAACUUAUUCUCUGCUUCUUCUUAUGAAAUAUCCUGAUGUCCUUGAAAAAGUCCAUAAGGAGAUUGACAAGGUCAUUGGUCUUGAUCGAUGCCCAAAGAUUCAAGACCAGAAACAGAUGCCCUUCACUGAUGCUGUUCUUCAUGAAAUACAGCGUUUCGCAGAUUUGCUUCCAAUGGGUUUGCCACGGAAGACAACAAAAGACAUUACAUACAGAGGGUACUCCAUACCUAUGAACACUAAUGUGUAUCCCAUAUUGUCUUCUGUCCUGAAAGACCCCACCUGCUUCCCAUAUCCAAAUGAAUUUAACCCCAAGAAUUUCUUGGAUGAAAAUGGUGAAUUUAAAAAGAAUGAUGCCUUCAUGCCUCUGGCUACAGGUAAAAGGAUUUGUUUGGGAGAUGGUCUGGCUCGAAUGGAGCUGUUUAUCUUCUUAAUUACCAUACUUCAAAACUUCAACUUGAAAGCAUCUGUACCCCCAGAAGACUUGAAUAUCACACCAGACAUAUCUGGGCUUGGAAAUUUUCCAAAACUGUACAAAAUGGCUUUUAUACCUCGUUAACCCCUUUAGGACACAGCCAGUUUUCACCGAGCCAAAUGUU